AUGGCGGCCAGAAUUUCCCGAAGCCUGCCACAGGUAAACCGCCGUGUUUUCGCGGGGUUAUCUUCCCACGCGAUACCGCGCAUUGCGAACACCAGUGCCCGUACUGGCUUGGUGGCACAUCGCAAUACACGGAACCUCACGCCUCGGUCCGGCGCAACACUGGCCAAAAUCUCGCGAUACCUCCAUACAGAUUCUGACUCAUCAGUCAAACCAAAUGCUUCCAUUCUCGACGUUACCACCUACGAAGGAUCCAGCAUCACGCAGAAACAUUGGAUGAACCAGGACUCACCAGUUGUGGAUGCCUUGAUUGAACCGCAAGCUGUCUUGCAUUUUAUUGAAUUCAUAACGUAUGGUAUUCUACCGAACGGGAAGAAGACCGACUUAGCUUUACUCAAUGAAGAUGAAUUCCCAUUGUUCAUGGCUCCAAGUUCAGAGUGGGCGCCUGCGCCGUUCAACAAGGCCACUGUUUCAAUUGUGGAGAAGGCGAUGCAGCAGACCACAGACCGGGAGGAUUUGAAAGGGCUGUGUCGAAUUGGGCAGAAUAUACAAUUUCUUAAAAGUCGCCUCUGGGGAGGUCUUGCCCCCGUGCCCGCAUCGCGGUGGCACGAAAAAGAUCUCAACAACCCGGACCAUUUCACGAUCGCCCAUGAGUACUUGACCUCCGUCAUUGCCGUCUUUGAGUACCUAAACAUUCCUCAGAUCCGCACUAACAUGUGCGACACCUUCAACGGAAUAUCUGGUGACUUGGGAGAAAUGCAGGAGGCCUUGAAUACCCGGCGCAAGGCCCAAGGUGGCCUUUCUCCUGAGAUUAACCUUACUGCUCUUUGGGAACAAUUCAUUCGCGCACAGUACGAAGUCAUGACCAGCACCGCCCAUUCCUGGGUCCUGGCCCGCGUUGCCGAACUACGUGAACAGGUAUUGGACGGCUUCAGUACGAUCCCGGGUGAAAAUCCAGAUGCCCCAGAAAUGGCGGUUGUCUCACAGCGGUGGAGCGACCUAAUUUCCGUCGUUACAAUGGCAGAUUUCAAUAUUUGGCUGUCCAUGGAUGGGUAUAACGGCUACCAUCCGCCCUCCGAGAUCAUCGCUGGGCUACACAAUCCGGACCUGGAGAACCAAGGCAAGAACUACGGGUUUUCCAAGCUCAUAGUUGACCGACUCACGGAAUGUAUCGAGGCUCAGAAGGAGGCUGCGACGGUUCAAGGUCCAAGCGCGAAUCGAAGUGACGCAGCCCGCCGCGAGCGCAUUUCUAUCAGCACGGUAGUACAGGAUGAACUGCGUGAAAAGAUACGUGGCCGAACGCCGUCUCCGCAGCCACCUGUACAGCCCUGGAUCCAGAAACUCCUUCGGGCGCACGAGGCGAGCUUGAGCCUACAGCCGUGGGAGAGACAGAACUAUGGCUUCGGAUUAGCAAUCUACCGCGCAACGCACAUGUUCUCCGAUGAGCAGUGGGAAAGUCUAAAGCGGGACCUGGAAGCUCACUUGUCGGCAUGGAGUGACGAUGUCCAGGGCGCCGACGAGCUGAAACCACUGCUCAAACUGCAUUGGUUCGACUGCAAGGAACUAGGCUUCGAGACAUUUAACCCCGUAACAUCGGCAAGGAGACACUUCCAAGAAAUCCGGUCCUCAGACGAGUGGACCCAUAAAAUAGCACCUUCUGUUUUCCUUCUCAUCGAUAACAUGGGCAUGGGCUCAUAUAUCGACGAGAAAUCACGCGCCUCUUUCACAAAGGACAAAGGCUUCCUUAAAGGGGACUUCCAAGGCCAUGUCCUGGCUGUCGACGCAGACUUCGAUGAUAGCGCCACUGCAAACAAAAUUGCAGACGACACGGCCAAUGAAGACUCCCAGGGUGAAGUCUUCGAAUAUCCGGGUCGAAUGCGCAUUCUGGGUAACCUGGUCUGGAGCGAGCUCUAUCCUAUGCUAAUGCUGCAGUCUGUGGUGCUUCAAAAUUUCUGGCUACAGGCGCGGGAACAUCCGACGAAGGUAUAUACAGGACCGACAGUGCCAAGUCAGGUUGAGCCAUGGAAGGAGCGGAAUACCAUGAAGACCGUUAUGAUGGAUAGCUUUGUGGAGUUCCUAAAACAGAAGGACCCCACUCUAGCAGGAAAAGUAAAAGGGUUGAGGAAGGAUGGUGUUAUUUAA
This is a messenger RNA of Penicillium hordei, 2139 nucleotides long. RefSeq lists its product as uncharacterized. The transcript has 3 exons. The coding region runs from base 1 to 2139 and encodes 712 amino acids. The record is from RefSeq and is a predicted model, not a curated record. Lineage: Eukaryota; Fungi; Ascomycota; Eurotiomycetes; Eurotiales; Aspergillaceae.